Messenger RNA from Benincasa hispida (wax gourd), 2042 nucleotides. RefSeq lists its product as uncharacterized. NCBI's taxonomy places the organism in Eukaryota, Viridiplantae, Streptophyta, Magnoliopsida, Cucurbitales, Cucurbitaceae. The record is from RefSeq and is a predicted model, not a curated record.
GAGAAAAGAUCGUGUAUGGUCAAUUGUGACAGAUUGUUCUACGAACAUUUUUCAAUUGUGUCUGAAGUUAUUUCCAUAUUUCCAUAUUUACACAUGGGAGAAGACGAUGAACAGGAUAGACAGAUCACAAAUCUUCAUAUAAGAUCGGAAAUGAUUAGUCUGGGCCAUCCACAGAUGGCAAACCAGCCUCAUGUAAUCAAUCAGUCUCAAGUUAUGAACCAGCCUCAGUCUCAAGUUAUGAACCAACCACAGGUGAUUAAUCAACCUCAAUUUCUGAACCAAGGCCAGCUAAUGAACCAUUCUCAGAUAAUGUCUCAGUCACAGACCCUCAACCAGGCAAAUCUUCUGCCGCAACCUCAGGCCAUGCAGCAGUCCCAGAUGAUCAUGAGUCACUCUCUGCCGCCUAUGAUGAGUAGCAACUAUAAAGUAUGGGCACAUCCGCAAGCCCCUUUGGACCCUAACAAGAAGUACCGCAACUUUCCAAAGCCUAACUAUGGAAAUAUGAAACAGUCAAGAUCAGGGCGAGGCAAUUGGAAGGGAAAAGGCGUUAGUGACAAAAGGAUAAACAAUAGGAGAAUGGAAAAACCAUUACCGGUUUCCAUAAGUGGUCCAAAUAAUGCUGUAGGGUAUCAACCUCCAAGUCUUCAUGAGCUGCAGUCUCAAAAUCGUUUAAGGGCUCGAAAGUUUUAUUCUAAAAAGAAGUUUGGCAAUAGAUUUGCACCUUAUGCACCUCGGAAUACCACGUCUUUUAUAAUUCGUGCAAAGAAGUCUGGUGGGAUUGCUUCACUUGUAUCCCCUAGUCCCGUAACACCCGCUGUGCUUCCUACUCCAAUGUUUUCCCCUUCAAGGGAGGCGUUGGGUGAUAUGGCGAAGGAGGAAUGGGGUGUUGAUGGUUAUGGAUCAAUGAAAGGGUUGAUAAGGCUUCGAGGGUCUGAGAAUAAGGCAGAAGUGCAGGAUGAGGAAGAAGAGGAAGUUGGCGGUGGUUCGAGUGACAGUGAUGUAGAGGAACAUCUGGAGGUAGAACGUAGAUUGGACCAUGACUUGAGCCGAUUUGAAAUGAUAUACCAGAACUAUGGAGUAGAGUAUAAUAACUGUUUGGAAAAUAGGGUCGAUGAUCAGGAUAGCCAUAUAGCUCAGUUGGAGGAGGAGAACUUGACGCUGAAGGAGAGACUUUUUCUUAUGGAGAGAGAGCUUGUUGACUUGAGGAGGAAGUUGCAACUUCUGGAGGGGCAAAACCCAGCUAUUGACGAUGUGAAUGAGGAGGUGGUGGAGAACGUAUCUGAGAAUGAGAGUGAUGGAGGGUUGGAGAUGGAGUAUGUAUCUGAAAUUAGACAAAACCAAGAUGUUGAUGUUGAUUCCAAGGAGGAAGAUGAAGAAGUCUUGGAGAUUGAGGGUGGGGAAAAAUGUGUCGGGGAAGAUUUCAAGAGAGAAAAAGUGGUGGAAGAGAAAUCCAUAGUGAAUGAUGAAAUGGUGAAGGAAUCAGAUGAACAGAUUCCGGAAGACGGUGUGGCAAAAGAUGAAGAAUCAAAGGGUGAACUUAUUCUGGAGAAGGUAAAUGAAUGCGACAAUAUGGAUGAGAACUUGGGUAAUAUUUUGCAUGCCGAUUUAGGGAUUGGAGAUGAAGCCAUGGUCAAUGAUGAAGCAGAGCAGAAUAGAGUUGUACCUGUAAAAAUAGCUGUAGAUGUAAAGGAAGGGUGUGAAGAAACAACGGAGGAUUCUGUAUCGGGAAAUGACUGUUGUUAAGGAUAGGCCUACUUGGAGAGAAGUUCUUGCAUAAGUGAUUAAUUUUGUGUAAAUGUAAGCCACUUCCUCGAAGAGGCAUUUCCUUGGAAUUCUAUUGUCACUGUUGCAGCUUCUUGUUACAUAUUUCUGAUUGAUAUUUUCUUUAGAAUAUCUCUCGUUGGAAACGGCUGAUGUUUCUUAAUCAAGUCUGCCUCUUGUCUAGCUUAACUCUCAAGGCUUUUGUGUUAGAUUUAUAAAUCUAUAUUUUAGCCUUUUUAUUGUCCGUUUAUAAAAGAAUCAGUGCGGUUUGGGGGUGUGCA